UUUUCUGUGAACUUGGGGCAGGCAGUUCUUGAAACUCGAGUGACUUCUUAUAACUUGGGGUUUUCUUCCUGAGUCUGGGACCUGGGUGCUGCACCUCGCGUGCGCGGAUCCGGGAUCCUCCUUCCCGCCGCGCCUCCUCCCCUGGCUCCGCCCUGGGAUCCUUAAGUUUUCCUCCGUCUCCAGCGCAGGGAGCAGCGGCGGCUGCGGGCGUGGUGGAGCCGCGCGCCCCGGGAGUGGGGCUGCAGGGAGCAUCCCAAGGACCAGUGAGGACAAGGGAUCCGGAGGCCUGCACCCCCCUCCCGCCAGCCGUGCUGACCCUGGCAUCCCUGCUCCCCGUCCCCAGAAUGCUCUGGGCCCUCCUGCUCUUGGCUGCCUCCGGCAGUGCUGAGAGCACAGAGUGGGACAGCCCCAGCUGCACCGAAGGCGUGGUUUCUGUGUUCAGGGGUGAGCCAGCUGUGAUGGCCUGCAACAUCUCCAACCCCUUCUCCCACAUCACCAUCACCCUGUGCACCUACCGUGGGGAGAGCCGGCAGCUGGUGUUCAGUGAGCCGGCCCCAGGAGACUUCUCCCGGGAUGGGUGGCGGCUCUGGGUUCAAGGAGGCCAGGCGCAGCUGGUGAUUGAAAAGGCCCAGGACACCCAGGCAGGGCGGUACCGCUGGAUUCUUACGGGAAACCAGAGAAACUCUGAAAUCACCACCCUGAACGUCUCAGAGCCCCAAGACACAUUCUUCACACCUUCCUACGGCCCGGCAGACACCACGGGCUCGGCACCUGGGACCUCUAUGCUUCCAGGGCCGUGGAAAUCUAUUCCAUUUUGCCUGAAUCGGACGGGAAGUGUUGAUGCACUUGAAGUCACAUCAAAGGUCAUUUUAACAUUGAUGUUGUGGGGGGUGCUCACAGAAGUCACUGGACACAUCUAGGCAGGAAACCUCGAAGGAAAUGCUGAGUCUAGGUCUUUGACUAAUUUUAUCUUCUACUUGUUGCUUAUCUGUAUUUUCAAGGAUUUCUCUAAAAGGAGUUUAGUUCUGGGUCCGUGUAAUGCUCUAGAGACCCUGCCUCCCAUUUCCAUACCCCCUUCUCAGCCACACUGAGCCCCUGCAGACUCUUAGGCACACCAGGCACUUUCUGGCCUCAGGGAUCAUGCACCUCUGAUCCCUCUGCUUGGAACACUGUUCCCAGGUACCACAUGACCCUCCCUCACCUCCUCAGUCCUUUACUCCUAUGGCUCCUUUAAGUUCAGCCCCCUCCCCUGAUACACUGCGCAUCCUGCCCUAGGUCCACUUGUUUCUGGAGGCCAGUCCAGGCCCCUGGCCUCUUGUCCGUUCUACCCUCUGCUCCCGGCACAGGGGUGGCACUACAGGCACCCGGGGUGUUGGUGAUGAACAAAGAAUGAGAUUAGGAAGGCCCUUCUUUCCUCAAGCCCUGUACUUUCAUCACCUCCUGCCAGCAACCUGCAAGGACCCUCGGGGCCUUUGGCAAGAUUCCCUCUCAAACAGAUACGUCCCUCACACAAGGAGGAUCUGCGGGCAAGAGAGCAGCCCCUGCCUGAGGCUGUCAGCCCCUCAGACCUGAACAGCCCCACCCCCAAACCCCACCCACGUCCCAGGACCCCCAGCCAUCAGCAGACAGGAGCAACCUGGCCAAUGGAGGACCUUCCAGGGAGGAAACAGCUCAGGACUGCAGGUCCACGUGUGAGCUGUGCACACACCCACACGUGGCUUUGGGCCCCAACGCGCCAGUCUUGGCCAUCUGACCCAUGGCAGCCCUGGGGACAGAGCAGUGCACCUCCUGGUUCCCCAGAGUAGGUCUCUCUCCCAGGGACCUCCGUGCCCCCGGGGUCAGGGGCCCAGCAUGGGUCUCCCUCUGCCCUGGGGGCUGAUCACGUGGUUUGGCUGAGCUGCCUCCGGCCCCUGCAUCCACAGGAAACAGAAUCGGAAGCCGCUUGCUCCUACAGCACAGCCGAAUCCUGAGGCACGUGCCUGGCCCCCUCUCUACGGUUGCACGGAAGCGGGGCUCCGUGUGGCCACCCGCAGCCCCCAUGCUGUGGGGCUAACUUACUCCAAGUUUCUGGGCAUAAAUCAGGUCUCAACAGAAAGUAAACCAGAGGGCAGGGCGGCUGGAGCCUGACCUCCCGCCUCAGCUGGGCAGGGGCCCCCUCGCAUUUCUCCUGGUCACCACCCCCAGCCUCCCCUUCCUCUCUUCUCCCUGAUGGGCACUCUGCAGAGGCGGCAGGGGCCCACCUGUGGGCCGGGGUCCACCUGUGGGCGCUCAGCAGGAUGGGCAGGGGCGGGGGAGGGGAAUGACGGCCGACCCUCCCUCCCCCCCAGCCCUCC
This is a messenger RNA of Vicugna pacos (alpaca), 2333 nucleotides long. NCBI's taxonomy places the organism in Eukaryota, Metazoa, Chordata, Mammalia, Artiodactyla, Camelidae. The record is from RefSeq and is a predicted model, not a curated record.